This is a messenger RNA of Branchiostoma floridae (Florida lancelet), 1584 nucleotides long. RefSeq lists its product as uncharacterized. The record is from RefSeq and is a predicted model, not a curated record. Gene Ontology annotation, molecular function: zinc ion binding; ubiquitin-protein transferase activity. Gene Ontology annotation, biological process: protein ubiquitination. NCBI's taxonomy places the organism in Eukaryota, Metazoa, Chordata, Leptocardii, Amphioxiformes, Branchiostomatidae. The transcript has 4 exons. Bases 160 to 1584 code for a protein of 474 amino acids.
AGUGUAUACCAUUCUAGAACGAGGUUCGGCAGGUAGCCGUUGCCAAGGAACUAGAGAUGUAAAGAACAACAGUCAGUUUAUUCCAACGAACGCACCGUAGAAUGUAGUCAAGUUCAAACUUGGCAAAGUGCCGGCACCUGCACUUCAGCAGGUGGUUCAAUGGAGGGAGAAGGGCGUGACCAGAUAUCUCAGGGGGAUAGGAAUGACACCUCUUGUCAGUCUGAAGAGUCGCCCAAGAGUGAAAGCGAUGCUCAGCCUCCGGAGACCGGUCCAGCCGGAGAUAGUAGCACGACUCAAGAUCUCCCGGCAGAACCUAAAUCUUCAGCACCUCCAGAAGCCAACCAGGAGCUUCCGCCAUCCUCCCAAAGCCAGGACGCGGACAACAACAGUCCUAGACAAGAACCGACGAUAGAAGUAACAAACGACACUGAACGUCCCGUCAUUGUUACUACAAACAGGGAGAACACUCUCCCAAAAUGUUUGCGCAUAGCAAACAGCGAUAGUCAGCGCUCCGGAAGUCUAAGAUCACAAACUAGAUGUAAAGGAACCAAGAAUGGAGGCUCGAAAGACUCAAGUCUCAGAGGCGCAAGUCGGAAAGCAACCAUGUCGGAUAAAACUUCGACAGGUGACAGUACCUUCUUUUCGCCGUCUAAAGCGUACUGUUGGAUUUGUUUGGAGUCGUGUAAGAUCACAACAACAACAGAAAACAGAGUCAAGCGAGUGGGGAGAUGUCUGUGUUGUUCCUGUUGUUCGGGUGCGUACACGGAGCCGGACCUGUCCUCGCCCUGUGGCUGUACCGGCACGCUGCAGUACGUACACCGGACGUGUCUGCGGAGAUGGGUGCGGGAGCAGGGGUCUCACAGCUGCAGGAUCUGUAACGAGUUUUACCACAUCCCGCCGGCACAGUCGCUCUGUCAGCGGCUGAGUGAGGAGGGUGUGGUGGGGACGUGCUGCCCAUCUCUCCGCUCCCAUAGCAACACAGUCGUGUUUAUCACUCUACUCGUGCUGUUCGUGGGCGUCAUCUCCACCCUCGGGUAUAGUACGGCCAACACUUACAUGGAGCUCAAGAAGCAGUCCAUGGAAAAUCCGGAAGGUGGCGCUAGUACGAUGAUCAUCCUGGUGUUCGGCCUGUCCCUCAGCUUGUUGAUCGUGCUGUCGGUCCUGAUGUGCGUGUACCUGACGUGUGUUACCAAGCUGUACUACAGGAACAGGCGCGGGUCCUACGAUGUACCGACGGGAGACCAGGCGGAGCACUGGGAGGAGUUCCCGAUGGAUGAAAUCCUGCAGGCUUCCGAUCUGGAGUACCAGGAGCUCCAGACCUUUUGGAGGUCACUCCCUCCGGAGGUUCGUGAGAUCGCCGCUCGGGAGGGCUUCGUGUUUCCCGCGGCAACCCCUCAGGACGAGGCGGCACCUGAAGUAGAGGGCACGUCCCCAGGAGAAGCCCAUGUUGGGGAGGUGACACCCCCGGGGGAUGCCGAAGGUAACACCGCCCCCCGGGAAGCAGCAACACCACCUACGGAGUCUACUGAUAAUCAGGAGUCUUCUGGUACCCAGAGGAUCGAGACGGUUACUGCGGAGAUUUGA